This is a messenger RNA of Amborella trichopoda, 420 nucleotides long. RefSeq names its product protein FAR1-RELATED SEQUENCE 5-like. NCBI's taxonomy places the organism in Eukaryota, Viridiplantae, Streptophyta, Magnoliopsida, Amborellales, Amborellaceae. The record is from RefSeq and is a predicted model, not a curated record.
AUGGUAGAUGAAGCUUGCUAUGGUUUUCCGUCUGAUGAGGACAUAGUUACAAUAGAUGGAGAAGGAGAUCCUAUACUUACAUAUGCAAAGGCAACCCUAACAAGAGAUGUAAAUAUUGAACCCACAGUAGGAUUGGCAUUUACUGAUGAAGAUGAAGCUUAUGAUUACUAUAAUAACUACGCAAAAUUGAUAGGGCAAGGUUUUCGUAGUGAGAUGUAUGAUGGGAGUGAAAAUGCUCACCCCAACACGAAAUAUGGAUUUUACGCAAAGAUCCGCAUUAAGAAGGAUGAGAAGCAUAGAUGGGUUAUUGUGAAGUUUGUAAAAGAAUAUAAUCGUAUUCUCACAAUGCCCAACAAAACUAGAUUCAUUCGCUAUCAUCGAAAGAUACCAAACAUUGUGAAAAAGGUGAUUGACACAUAG